CUUAGACACCAAAACCCUACAUCUCUCUCUCUCUCUCUCCCCUUCAAUUCUUUUCUUCUAGAUUCUGUUUGGAUGCUUUGAGUCCUUCGUUAUGUUUUUUCCUUCCGUUUAAGAGGAUGGAAGAUCAAGAGGGAGGCGAUCCACUCAAUGAAUUUACUAACGGUUCGAGCUGGGCACUCGCCGGAGGAACUGACCCAGUCUCCGACACCGUCAAUUACUUCUUCGAUAGGGAGAGCGCUAUACUGAGCGAGUUCGAUUGGAAUCUACAACCUAAUCAUACUGAAGAGAUUGAGCGGUGCGAUGAACUUGACCGGACCGACACCAGACCUGAUUUGGCGAGAACCUUCAGCGUUUCAGAGAGCUCCGCUGGCGCUGCUGCUUGUGGUUCGGGUUCAGUGGCGUCUUCGAUCCCCGGCGGGUCAGCUGACGUGUUGAUAUCGAAUCCAUUGAUUCCUUCAAGCUCCAGAGAGGAUACGCUGGAGAAAUCUACUGGCUCCGGCGGGAAGCCGUCCGAGAUACCGAGUAAGGUCAGGUAUAAGGGACAAAAGCGAAUUCGACAGCCACGUUUUGCAUUCAUGACCAAGAGUGAAGUCGACCAUCUUGAAGAUGGCUACCGGUGGAGGAAAUAUGGACAAAAGGCUGUUAAAAAUAGUCCAUUCCCUAGGAGCUACUAUCGCUGCACAAAUAGCAAAUGCACAGUGAAGAAGAUGGUGGAACGCUCCUCUGAAGAUUCUACCAUUGUCAUUACAACAUAUGAAGGUCAACACUGUCAUCACAGAGUUGGAUUCCCCCGUGGUGGAUUCAUCAACCAUGAAGCUGCCUUUGCUGGUCAAUUAGCGCCUUCAGCCUUUCAAUUUCACUCUCCAGGGAUACAGUUACACACUCAAAUUCCUCCAAGCAUAACACAGUCGAAGCAAGUAGUAGUAGAUUCUCGUAAGCUGCCAGAACCAUCCCCACAGUUCCCCACAGAUGAAGGGUUACUUGGGGAUAUUGUUCCCCCAGGAAUCCGUAACAGAUGACGAGAAAGAGCUAUGGGAUAGUAGGUGAUUUGUAUAAACUGAAGAAGGGGGCGUCUCCAGCUGACCCAGGUAAGAUCGAAAGAGGCCAAGCCAAAGGCAAUUAAUUAUUCUUCAACAUGACAAUAUUUACUUACACAAAAUCUGGCUCUCUCACAACUGGUAUUGCUUCCAAUUCUAAUAUAUAUAUAUAU
Molecule: messenger RNA, 1210 nt
Organism: Hibiscus syriacus
Lineage: Eukaryota; Viridiplantae; Streptophyta; Magnoliopsida; Malvales; Malvaceae
Product: probable WRKY transcription factor 57
Exons: 4
Coding region: 117-1019 (300 amino acids)
Biological process (GO): regulation of DNA-templated transcription
Molecular function (GO): sequence-specific DNA binding; DNA-binding transcription factor activity
Source: RefSeq, a predicted model, not a curated record